Rhipicephalus sanguineus (brown dog tick) is the source of this 1038-nucleotide messenger RNA. Its product is annotated as zinc finger protein 239. NCBI's taxonomy places the organism in Eukaryota, Metazoa, Arthropoda, Arachnida, Ixodida, Ixodidae. The coding region runs from base 46 to 873 and encodes 275 amino acids. The record is from RefSeq and is a predicted model, not a curated record. The transcript has 5 exons.
AGUCCUAAAGCAGAGCCUACAGACAAACUACAGAAAACACAGAGUAUGACCUCCAAGGCAUGCCAGACGACCAGAAUCUACAGGACGCAAGGCCGGAAAAAUGCCGAGGAAGUGGAGCAAGAGCCCUGCACUGCACUCGUGAAGACAUUCCCACAGCCGGAGAAGAAGGGGCGCAGGAGACGCAAGAAUGCUGUAACCACCCAGUGCGUCGUGUUCUGCUGCGAGGCAUGCGGCGACGCGUUCUCGGCGGCCAAGCACCUGCACCGGCACUGGCAGACAACGCAUCGGAAGAGGCCUCAGGGCAAACACACGUGCUCCUACUGCACCUACAGCAGCGACAGAAAGGCCCACGUCAAAAUGCACGAGCGGACCCACACCGGCGAGCGCCCGUUCUCCUGCUACAUCUGCCAGAAGGGAUUCUACCGGGCCGACGACGUCGAGACGCACAUGCGCGUGCACACCAAGGAGAAGCCCUACGAGUGCGAAGAGUGCGGCCAGCGCUUCAACGUCUCGUCCAACCUGAACCGCCACAAGAAGCUCCACACUGACGAUGCUGAAAUGCACGCCUGUCCCGACUGCGGCAAGACGUUCAACCAGAAGGUGCACCUCAAGUCGCACAUGCGAACGCAUACGGGCGAGCGUCCCUACCAGUGCAGCCAGUGCAACCAGCGCUUCACCGAGCUCGGGAGCGUCAGGAAGCACGAGCGCAUGCUGCACGCGGGCGAGUACCCACACUACUGCCCACACUGCGGCAAGGGACUCGCCAACAACUUCAAGCUGAAGAAGCACCUCCGCGCCCGCCACUUCGAGUUCAAAAUGGUGGACAGCGACGAGGAAGGCGGGAAGGUGACACAGACAGUGAAGUUGGAGUAAGAGGGGUCGGAGAUGCACAAUGUUUGGCGACUGAAUGGGUGUGGUAAGCAGUGCCCGGUGUUGCGAGCGCACAAAGUGAAAGGCCGAGUCAGACUAGACUGUCCAGUGUUCACAGGCUGUAAGCUGGCAAUUUGGCGAGCGCUUGACCAGGGCCUUCGAGCCAGA